AUUUAUUUUAUUUUAAAAAAUGCAAAAUAGACUUAGCAAAGAGUUGUAAGAUUUGACUACAGGAAAUCCUCUUGUUGGAGUUUAAAUAUAACCUGAUGAAAAAAAUAGAUUAUUGUAUAUAUUUAAUAUUUAUUCAUAGAUGGAUUGCUACCGUGUCUGGUCCUGAAGGCACAGCUUAUUAAGGAGGAAAGUUUAAACUUGCUAUUACAUUUCCAGAGAAUUAUCCAUUCAAAGCUCCAUUCUUUUAAUUCUAAACUAAAAUAUUCCAUCCUAAUAUAAAUGAGAAAGGUGAAUUUUGUGAAGAUAUGAUUGAAACUAAGGUAUUUAAAUUAAUCAGCAAUAAUUAGGAAUAAUGGCAACCAACCAAAACAGUCAAAUAAGUAUUGGAAAAAAUCUUAAAUAUCCUAGGAUAAGUGAAUACUGAUUAAUCUCUUAAUAAUCAAGCAAUGGAGAUGUAUAAAAAAGACAAAAAUAAAUUUGAAGAAUAUGUCAGAAAUGAAACAAAGAAGUACGCUUCAUGAAUUAACGAUAG
Molecule: messenger RNA, 532 nt
Organism: Paramecium sonneborni
Lineage: Eukaryota; Ciliophora; Oligohymenophorea; Peniculida; Parameciidae
Source: the annotation of a GenBank genome assembly